Molecule: messenger RNA, 2180 nt
Organism: Salvia splendens (bonfire salvia)
Lineage: Eukaryota; Viridiplantae; Streptophyta; Magnoliopsida; Lamiales; Lamiaceae
Product: protein DETOXIFICATION 24
Exons: 7
Coding region: 552-2084 (510 amino acids)
Biological process (GO): xenobiotic detoxification by transmembrane export across the plasma membrane
Cellular component (GO): membrane
Molecular function (GO): antiporter activity; xenobiotic transmembrane transporter activity
Source: RefSeq, a predicted model, not a curated record
AAACUCCCCAUCACCUAACACAAAGCUACCUUUCCAAUAUUAGUAUUUAUUGUUCAACAAAUCUAGGAGGCUAUUCCAUGUGUACCCAUCACAUUAAAAAACAUCAAGGUUAUGUUAUUACUUUAUGAAGAAUUGUGACAAUAACGAGUUGGAAUGACUAAAUUUUCUUGUGUGUGUCCCAAAAUUUUGGGGUGCUAAUUUCUAUAGUGGGUAAAUGGAAGAAAUAUUGAUGCUUGAAUUAAACAGUUUGCGUCGAUUGAGAAUGAGUUGUUGGAGUCGUCUUCAUCUGAUUGCAGUAGUCAUUCAAUUUUGCUUUUCCUUUCUUUAAAUUAUCAUCAUACAAAACCAAUCACAUUAGCCUUGUUCAUGAUGGGAUUUCCUUCCUUUGUUGCUGAAACCACUCAUUUCCGAUAUUGUUCUAACUUUAGCAAGGCCCCAUCUAGUGUGGAAAAUGCCAUAAAGUUAGAAUAAAAUACUUGGAUAGCAAGCACUUUUCGUAUUGCCUUUGAGGUGGGUGAUUUUGCAUUCCUUUUGUAUUGCGGAAGCAAGCCAUGGAUGAAGAUAACAACAUUGAAGAGAGGCUGCUGAGUUUCAAAGAAGAAGAAGGUAGCAAUUUGAAGCGCAGAAUCUGUAGUGAAUCGAAGAAAAUAUGGAGGAUUGCAACUCCCGGUGUGAUCUCAAGAGUGAGUUCAUUUGGAACCAUAGUGGUAACGCAGUCAUUCGUUGGGCACAUAAGCGCGGUGGAUCUUGCUGGCUACGCACUCGUUCAAACCCUCAGCGUCCGCUUUGUGAAUGGAAUACUGAUUGGGAUGUCGAGCGCAACAGAGACUCUAUGUGGGCAGGCAUACGGGGCGAAGCAGUAUCACAUGAUGGGAAUCUAUCUCCAGAGAUCAUGGAUCAUUGAUCUCAUCACACUCCUCAUCCUGCUUCCUGUCUUCCUCUUCGCCACUCAAAUCUUCAACCUCCUCGGCCAGGAUGGAGCCAUCGCCAAAUCUGCUGGAUACAUCUCUCUCUGGUUCAUCCCGUUCGUCAUCAGCCUCAUCUUCAGCCUCACCGUGCAGAUGUACCUGCAGGCGCAGCAGAAGAAUCUCAUCAUCGCCUGGCUCUCGGCUCUGCAGUUUGCCCUCCACCUUCUCUGUUCCUGGCUCUUUGUCUUUGUUCUUGAGCUUGGACUGCCUGGCGCGAUGGCUGCCCUCUGCAUAUCUUCGUGGUUUCUGGUUGUCGGGGAGUUCGUCUACAUCUUUGGCGGGUGGUGCCCCGAGACGUGGAAGGGCUUCUCCAUUGCUGCAGCCAAGGACUUGUGGCCGGUUUUCAAGCUCUCUGUAUCAUCCGGUGCCAUGAUCUGCCUUGAACUUUGGUACUACGCCAUUCUGGUGUUGCUGGCUGGCUACACCACAGAUGCUCAAGUCUCCAUCUCUGCCUUCUCCAUUUGGUAUCCAAUGUCUCUCUACACACAUUUAAACAUUGUAGCUGUGAGUAAAAUAGUGGGAGUUUCCAUUUUCAGCCUCAACAUCAAUGCUUGGAUUGUGAUGAUCAUCCUCGGCAUCAUGGGCGCUGCAUGCGUUCGUGUUGCAAACGAGCUUGGCAGUGGAAAUGCGGAAGCGGUGAGAUUCUCAAUCAAAGUGAUAAUGGCCAUCUCACUCACAAUGGGGAUUGUGUUCUGGAUCCUCUGCUUGGCUUUUGGGAAGAGCAUCGGAUACUUGUUCACCAACGAGGAGGAAGUGGCGGAGACAAUCUCAGGCCUCUCGAUCCUGCUAGCAUUCACAGUGUUGCUUGGCAGCAUCUUCCCGGUGCUCUCGGGUGUGGCUGUGGGAUCAGGGCUACAAAGCAAGGUGGCAGUGAUCAACCUGAUCUGCUUCUAUGGGAUUGGGUUACCUGUUGGAAUUGUUCUUGGAUAUUGGUUUAAUCUUGGUGUUCAGGGCAUAUGGGUUGGGCUGACUGGAGGAGUUCUGACUCAGACAUGUUCAUUGAGCACCUUGAUAUGGAGAACAAACUGGGAUGAAGAGGUAUCCAAAACAUCAGCACGUCUCAAGAAAUGGUAUUUGGAAUCACCGUCGGAUAAUGAUAAGAACAUUGAAUGCUAAGUUAUAAUGCAGCAACAAUAUGUAUGUAUCUUGGUUUCAACUAAUUUCAAGCAUUUGAAUAAUGUAAUUGACACACCCCACUAGCUUAUUUUUGUA